AUGUCUGCAUUUUCGCCUUACAAUUCAGCUUCGCCGCAACCUCAGCCGAACUCUCCGGCACCAUGGGGUGGUAACCCUCAGGAGAUAAUGCUUCAGAUGGGGCUGCAAUAUGGUCAGAGCAUGCUUCAAGGAGGGGAGCAGAAGUUUAUGCGGCAUAUGCCUGUUAUAUCCAACAUUUACCGCUAUUUUCGCGUUGAUAAUCAGUAUGUGAAGAGAAAACUGGGGAUUCUACUAUUCCCCUUUACCCGGAGCUUUAGGAAGGAUGAGCAGGGACCAGGCUGCGAACAGGAAGUAACUGGAGGAUCUGCCGGCUUUGGGGGAGACUCAGCGCCUUUUUCACCUAUAUCAGCCACGGGUCGCACGUAUCCGACGACUUCGACAGCCCUACCCACAAAUAACGUUUACGCAUUGGACCUGUAUCUGCCCCUUAUGGGUGCUGUCACAUACAUCAUCCUUUCUGGAUUCGUACAUGGACUGCAUCACCACCGUGUGACAAAUGAAGAUCUUUUGGGUUUUGCUUCAGCGCUAGUAUUCUGGUUUUUAGGUGAAGUUUUUGUGUUAAAGAUGGUAAGUUAUAUUCUUCGUAUUGUGCCGGAUAUAAACGUUUUGGAACUGAUGGCCUUGACUGGAUACAAGUAUCUUACGGUGUCCAUCAUUGUAUUUUUGAGGGAGCUCUUACAAUUUGAAAGCGAUGCUUACUACAUUGGCACCAUGGCUACCUACAUCUUGUUUGCCAACGGUGUAUUUGUUGUUAAGAAUGUAAUGCGCAUGUAUGAACGAGAAGGACGGACUCCUCCCAACGCGAGGCUACUAGCGUACAGUGCCGCGUUUCUGCAGGCGCCGCUUGUGAUAUGGUUAGCCGUCAAGCCAUUUCGAUAG
Molecule: messenger RNA, 879 nt
Organism: Trypanosoma cruzi
Lineage: Eukaryota; Euglenozoa; Kinetoplastea; Trypanosomatida; Trypanosomatidae
Exons: 1
Coding region: 1-879 (292 amino acids)
Biological process (GO): endoplasmic reticulum to Golgi vesicle-mediated transport
Cellular component (GO): endoplasmic reticulum-Golgi intermediate compartment; endoplasmic reticulum membrane; COPII-coated ER to Golgi transport vesicle
Source: RefSeq, a predicted model, not a curated record